Messenger RNA from Aspergillus oryzae RIB40, 4104 nucleotides. RefSeq lists its product as uncharacterized. The transcript has 4 exons. Lineage: Eukaryota; Fungi; Ascomycota; Eurotiomycetes; Eurotiales; Aspergillaceae. Gene Ontology annotation, biological process: positive regulation of protein catabolic process; proteasome-mediated ubiquitin-dependent protein catabolic process; protein polyubiquitination. The record is from RefSeq and is a predicted model, not a curated record. Gene Ontology annotation, molecular function: ubiquitin-protein transferase activity. The coding region runs from base 1 to 4104 and encodes 1367 amino acids.
AUGCCCAGCAGCGGCCGGCAUGGAAUCGUUCCUAUUCAACCCUACCGAUUCCACCGUACUCAGGUUCCUGCCCGUGGUAAUGACGAUGGCACAAACCCUCUUCUUGUCCGGACAGACCGUGGCCCCGAGGCUGGCCAAUCUCGUGGACCAGGCAAUGAAGCUUUUACCGAUUGGGUUCAUGGCAUGGAACCCGUAUCUACUGGACGUUUGCUCCCUAUGGACAGCCCGGCCAUUGGAGGCCAAGGUGCUCCAGGCUUUGGCGUUAUCACGCGCCCAGACGGAAUUCACGUUCAUGUUGAUAGACGAGCUAUUUUGCCCAACCGCAAUCAAGAUAUUUUCGGGCUUGGUAGGCCACAAGCACCCCCCUCUCGCACUCGGGAUGAUCCAUCUCAAGCUGUGAGCUUUGCAUUGGCGACGACUAGAAGUCGCUGGCAGGAGGAGGCUCGUAUUCUGUUUAGCAGCACAUACGUUGAAAAGACACAGCGCGUUGUCAACUCUUUGCUAAAAAUACUGGUUCCUCCUGCUAUUGAAGAAGAGAAGGAGCGAGAGAAGAAGAUGGCGGAGGAGCUUAAGCGACGAGAGGAAGAAUUAGCUGAGAGGGAACGCCAAGAACGUAUUGCUAAGGAAGAAGAAGAAAGGGAGCAGCAGCGGAAAGAAGAAGAAGAAAAUGCUAGGCGACAGCAAGAAAGGGAGCAGCAAGAAGCUGAAAUGCAAGCCUCAGGUGUUACCUCUGAGCCUAUGGACGAUGUACAGCCGACAGAUGCCCCAGCUGAAGCUGCAACCCCGCCAGUGCAAGCAGAAACGGGGCCGUCUGAACCUCAACCUCGCGUGCAUACUACUAUUAGAGGUCGCGAGCUUGACAUUACUGGGAUGGAAAUCGACCCUGAGUAUCUUGAGGCCCUGCCCGAGGAGCUUAGAGAAGAAGUAAUCAUGCAACAACUUGCAGAGCAACGCUCUCAGGCAGCUGCAGCUGGUGAAGAGCCUAGUGAGAUCAACCCAGAGUUCCUGGAAGCCUUGCCCCCAGAGAUUCGGGAAGAGCUAUUACAGCAGGAAGCUGCCGACCGUCGCCGCCGGGAGCGGGAAAGUGCACGCAGACAAGGAGCCUCUGGUGGCGCUCCUCCCCGCGCUGAAGACAUGGAUGCCGCUAGUUUCCUUGCUACCCUGGACCCUUCAUUACGGCAAGCCGUACUCGCUGACCAACCCGAGGAGAUACUAGCAACGCUGGGGCCGGAAUUUGUCACCGAAGCACGAGCUCUACCUGGCAGGCGCCUGACCCAAUUUGGUGAUAUUGCCAGAGUUGAUCAUCGGCAAAGGAAUGAGCCAACCGACGAACAAGAGCCGAAGAAGCAACAGCGGCGUCAGAUCGUCCAAAUGCUUGACAAAGCCGGUGUUGCUACAUUGCUCCGCCUCAUGUUUAUGCCACUUCAAGGCAAUGCACGUCAUCAGUUGAAUGACAUUCUGCAUAACGUGUGUGAGAACCGCCAGAAUCGGGUUGAAGUAAUUAGUCUUCUACUUUCUGUCUUGCAGGAUGGAAGCUCAGAUGUUUCUGCAAUCGAGCGCAGUUUUGCUCAACUUUCGCUCCGGGCCAAAUCUCCCUCGGUCCAGAAGACCCCGCAGUCUGUCAAGCGCAACCUGGCCUUCCAAACCUCCUCGAGCGUCAGCAAUGAAGUGACUCCAAUUAUGGUGGUACAACAAUGCCUCGGGACUCUUUCGUUCCUGUCUCAGUACAAUCCUCAUAUCGCGUGGUUUUUCUUGACUGAGCAUGAUCCUUCGUCUACAUUGAAGUUGAAGGCCUUCCGCAAAGGCAAGGGCAAGGAAAACAAGGCCAAUAAGUUCGCCCUUAAUGCGCUACUUACUCUCCUUGAUCGAAAAUUGAUUAUGGAAAGCCCGAAUUGUAUGGAGCAGCUUUCUAGCCUCCUCAGCAGCAUCACACAGCCACUCACUCUGCUAUCUCGUCGUGAGAAGGAGAAGCAAGAAGAAGAAGACAAGGGCAAAAAGCCUGAACCAGCACAGGAUGAUAGGUCGACUGAGGAGCAGCAGCAGCAGCAGCAGCAGCAGCAGCAACAGGAACAACCGUCCGAGGCUGCAGAACCUACGACCUCUGCUGCAGAUACAACGAUGACAGAUGCUCCUCUGCCUAGUGUAGAGAACACUGAGGCGCAAAGCACAACAGCGCAGCCCGAGGAGGGUACAUCAGCAGAGCCCUCUAAAUCAGAGACAGGGAAGGGUUCAGCCGAAGAUGAGAAACAUAAAAAGAAGUCUAUAGAACCGCCCGUUGUUCCAGAUCACAACCUGCAGCUUGUUGUCCAUAUUCUUGCUGCUCGCGAAUGCAACGGCAAAACUUUUAGGGAAACGCUUUCGACAAUUAACAAUCUUUCAGCCAUCCCUAAGGCCAGGGAUGUAAUUGGGAAUGAGUUAGUCCAUCAGGCACAGGACUUGAGCACUACUAUCUUAACGGACCUGGAUGAAUUAUUGUCCCAUAUUAAUCAAGCCCGGACCGGAACCGACAUGCAGGGCUUGGCUCUGGCUAAAUUCUCGCCAGCUAGCUCCGAUCAAGCGAAACUGCUACGUGUGUUAACGGCACUUGACUACUUGUUUGAUCCUAGUCGAUCGGAUAAGGCCAAGGGAGGCGAUUCCGAGCAAGUAGCCAAGGAGGAUGUCCUACAGACCCUGUACGAAAGUUCUACAUUCGGGCCUCUCUGGACAAGGCUAAGCGAAUGCUUGACCCUUAUACGGCAGAAGGAGAAUAUGCUGAACGUCGCAACAAUCCUCUUGCCCCUGAUCGAAGCAUUGAUGGUCGUUUGCAAGAAUACCUCACUGAAAGAGACUCCUCUUUCUCGGAACGCUCGAGAGCUGUCUGUGUCUAGCACUUCUGUCGGCGCUGGUUUGAAUAUGGAGAGUCUUUUCUUCAAGUUCACGGAGGAACAUCGCAAGAUACUAAACGAACUUGUUCGUCAGAACCCAAGGUUAAUGAGCGGCACUUUCUCCUUGCUUGUCAAGAAUCCGAAGGUCUUGGAGUUCGAUAACAAGCGCAAUUACUUCACCCGUCGUAUCCAUUCCCGUGGUGCAGAGCCUCGUCAUCCUCAUCCUCCGCUUCAACUCUCUGUUAGGAGAGAUCAAGUGUUCCUUGAUUCAUUCAAAUCCCUAUAUUUCAAGUCGGCAGAUGAGUUGAAGUAUGGCAAACUGAAUGUGCGCUUCCAUGGUGAGGAGGGUGUUGAUGCAGGAGGCGUAACCAGAGAAUGGUUCCAAGUUCUCGCACGCGGCAUGUUCAAUCCGAACUACGCUUUGUUUAUUCCUGUUGCUGCCGACCGGACUACCUUCCACCCCAAUCGCCUGAGCGGUGUGAACUCGGAGCACCUUAUGUUCUUCAAGUUUAUUGGACGAAUCAUUGGCAAGGCUCUGUAUGAAGGCCGGGUGCUCGAUUGCCACUUCAGCCGCGCUGUCUACAAGUGUAUUCUUGGACGUUCGGUAUCUAUCAAGGAUAUGGAGACACUCGAUCUCGACUACUAUAAAUCUCUCCUCUGGAUGCUCGAGAACGAUAUUACUGACAUCAUCACCGAAACUUUCGCCGUGGAGACUGAUGACUUUGGUGAGAAGCAAGUGAUCGAUCUUGUGGAAAAUGGAAGCAAUAUCCCGGUCACUCAAGAAAACAAGGAGGAGUACGUGCAGCGCGUCGUGGAUUAUCGUCUCGUACGAUCCGUCAAGGAGCAGCUCGACAAUUUCCUCAAGGGGUUCCAUGAGAUCAUCCCAGCAGAUCUGAUCUCUAUUUUCAAUGAACAAGAACUUGAGUUGUUGAUUUCUGGCCUUCCCGAGAUUGAUGUGGACGACUGGAAGGCUAAUACCGAGUAUCACAACUACUCGGCCUCAUCGCCUCAAAUUCAGUGGUUCUGGCGUGCUGUUCGCUCAUUUGACAAAGAAGAGCGGGCCAAGCUGCUACAAUUUGUCACCGGAACGAGUAAGGUACCACUCAACGGCUUCAAGGAGCUUGAAGGUAUGAAUGGAGUUAGUAGAUUCAACAUUCAUCGCGAUUACGGCAAUAAGGAUCGCCUUCCCAGCGCGCACACAUGUUUCAACCCCGGUAGCGAAUACUUCGGGUUCGCAUAG